AACACAUACUAUUGUUUUCUCAGAAUCGUUAGCGUUUUCAGUUGCAAAACUUCGUCUGCUGCCACAACGCCGCUGUCAAGUGUCGACUUGAUCCGUCGGAAAACCGAAGAUGAUGGUGGAUCUGAGCUCCUUCUCGGAGGAGAAAUUCGACCCAAAGAAAUGGAUAAACACCGCGGUACAGCAGAGGCACCCGCAGGAACCCGUAGAGAAGCACCUCGUGGAUCUGGAAAUGAAGCUGCAGAUGAUGUCGGAGGAGAUCGCCGCUUCCCUCGAAGAGCAGAGCUCCGCCGCACUCCUCCGCGUCCCCCGCGCCUCUCGAGAUGUUCUCCGUCUUCGAGACGACGCGUUUUCUCUCCGCUCCUCUGUCGCCAGCAUCCUGCAAUUCCUCAAAAAGGCUGAGGGAUCUUCUGCAGAGUCGAUUGCAACCCUUGCCGAAGUCGAUACGGUCAAGCGAAGGAUGGAAGCUGCAUAUGAAACAUUGCAGGAUGCAGCCGGUUUGACACAGCUAAGCUCUACCGUGGAGGAUGUCUUUGCUAGUGGGGAUCUUCCACGGGCUGCAGAUACACUUGCAAAUAUGAGACACUGUCUGACUGCUGUUGGGGAGGUUGCUGAAUUCGCUAAUAUAAGGAAGCAACUCGAAGUUCUAGAAGAUAGACUCGAUUCAAUGGUACAGCCUCGAUUAACAGAUGCAUUGAACAACAAAAAGGUAAAUGUUGCUCAAGAAAUGCGGGAAAUUCUUAUUAGAAUUGGGAGAUACAAGUCUUUAGAGAGUUACUACACGAAAGUCCACAUCAAAUCCAUAAAGAAGCUAUGGGAUGAUUUUGAUUUGAAGCAACAAUAUAAUAAAAUUGCCAAUGAGAAGCAUGAAGCAGAAAAGAACUCGAGUAGCUUUGAGUCACAAUCAAAUCCUCCAGAGUUGUCAUUCCCACGGUGGUUACCAAGUUUCUAUGAUGAGCUCCUGCUUUAUCUUGAGCAAGAAUGGAAAUGGUGUAUACUUGCUUUUCCUGAAGAUUACAAAACUCUUGUUCCCAAAUUGUUAGUUGAGACAAUGUUGUCUAUCGGUUCAAGUUUUGUGUCCCGUUUAAAUCUUGCAACUGGUGAUGUUAUUCCGGAGACCAAAGCACUGGCCAAAGGUAUAUUGGACAUAUUAUCGGGGGAUUUGCCUAAGGGAGUCCAAAUUCAGGCCAAACAUUUAGAGGCUCUGAUGGAAAUUCACAGCGUAACAGGGAGUUUUGCUAGGAAUAUUCAGCAUUUGUUUUCAGAUUCAGAUCUUCAUGUUUUGUUGGACACACUCAAGGCAGUAUACCUUCCAUACGAGACAUUUAAACAAAGAUAUGGGCAAAUGGAGCGUGGCGUCCUAUCUGCGGGUAUUGCUGGUCUUGACCUUAGAGGUGUUAGUACUAGAAUUAUUGGUGUCCAGGGAGUUGAGCUCAGUGAAACAGUUCGAAGAAUGGAAGAGUCCAUCCCACAAGUCAUUCUACUGCUCGAAUCUGCUACAGAGAGAUGCAUUAGCUUUACUGGUGGUUCUGAGGCAGAUGAGCUGAUCCUUGCUCUCGACGAUGUUGCAUUACAAUACAUCUCCAAUCUUCAGGGAAUCCUGAAAUCUCUGAGAACUGUAUGCGGAGUGGAUGUGGCAGCAGACAGCGUUGGAUCAAAGAGGGAAACAGGAUCAGACAGGAAGGAAUCAGCUUCGCAUUCUCGGAGAGGUGAUUUCAUGUCAAAUGAGGAAGAAUGGUCGUUCGUGCAGGGUGCUUUACAGAUACUUACAGUGUCAGAGGGCUUGACAAGCCGAACAUCAGUUUUCGAAGCUUCCUUAAGGUCUACUCUUGCUCGCUUGAGCACAAAUUUAUCUUCGUCUCUUUACAGUUCGAGUCUCAAUCAGAAACAAUUUCAUGUGGAUGACAAUGAGAGCGGGAGGCUGCCUACCGCCGGAAAAGCUUCCCUGGAUGUCGCCGCUCUCCGCCUUUUUGAUGCCCCUGAAAAGGCUCGAAAACUUUUUAACCUCUUGGAGCAGUCAAAAGAUCCCCGAUUUCAUGCCCUUCCUCUCACUUCUCAAAGAGUUGCAGCUUUUGCGGAUUCAGUCAAUGAACUAGUUUAUGAUGUGCUCAUAUUGAAAGUGAGGCAGCACUUCAAUGAUUUGUCCCGUCUGCCCGUAUGGAAUUCUAUCGAAGAGCCAAGUGCCUUCCCCGUCCCAAGCUUUAGUGCUUACCCUCAAUCGUACGUGACCAAUGUCGGUGAAUAUCUUCUCACUUUACCCCAACAACUGGAGCCCCUUGCUGAGGGCAUUUCCAACAUCGAGGCCAAUGCGGAAGAGGCACAGUUCUUUGCAACCGAAUGGAUGUUCAAGGUUGCUGAGGGAGCAACUGCUCUUUAUAUCGAGCAGCUUCGCGGAAUCCAGAAGAUAACAGAUCGUGGUGCUCAGCAGUUAUCUGUCGACAUUGAAUACUUGAGCAAUGUGCUCUCGGCUUUAUCAAUGCCCACCCCGCAGGUUCUUUCCACAUUCCAAACAUGUUUUUCAUCGCCAUUGGAUCAGCUCAAGGAUCUUGUAAAAUCAGAUUCCGAAAAUCAGCUUGAUCUGCCAACAGCUAAUCUUGUCUGUAAGAUGAGAGGUCUGAGGCUCGAAUAGGAGCCAUUUUUUAUUCUCUGGUUAAGUCUUUAAGGAGUUCUAUUCAACUGUGAUUGCGCAACAUGCAGUUCAUACAAUAUCGAAACAGGCAAUCUCCCUCAUUCGGGUAAGCUCCAAACUCUGCACUAUCUGAUAAUUACUUAUAGUGUUUCGAUUAUAUGUUUCUUGAACGUGCAAUACAUUCUCGCGAUUCUGCCUA
Messenger RNA from Andrographis paniculata, 2825 nucleotides. RefSeq names its product conserved oligomeric Golgi complex subunit 7. The transcript has 10 exons. NCBI's taxonomy places the organism in Eukaryota, Viridiplantae, Streptophyta, Magnoliopsida, Lamiales, Acanthaceae. Gene Ontology annotation, biological process: intracellular protein transport; Golgi organization; retrograde vesicle-mediated transport, Golgi to endoplasmic reticulum. The record is from RefSeq and is a predicted model, not a curated record. The coding region runs from base 110 to 2626 and encodes 838 amino acids. Gene Ontology annotation, cellular component: COG complex.